AAGACCGGCUAUUUAGGCGCUUUUCCUUAACUUGGCGGCUGCAAGUUACAAGCUUAAGCAGCUCUUCAUGUCUGCUCUCAAGUUUGCAGUUUCUGCACUCAACCGCGAGAAACCUCAUUCAUCUAUUACCGAUUGGGUAGACAUUCUCACCUCACCUUCAUAUAAUGAUGAGGCGUAUGAUGGAAUCCCGGAACUAGUAGAAUCAAUUGCGCUACAACCAACAGGAACUCCCGAAGCAUCCAGAGCAAUACGAAAGAAGCUCAAACAUGGAGACGCACACCAUCAGUACCGUGCACUUGUCAUACUGAACGCACUUGUCGACAAUGGUCCCCAGAAAUUUCAAACCACGUUUGCCGACGGCCAGCUGGUCGAUGCCAUAAAGCAACUCUCAACUGAUCCAACGACGGAUCAGAAAGUUAAGAAGAAGCUCAUGGUCGUUCUUGCAUCAUGGCACUCCCAGUUCAAGGAUGAUCCAUCGAUGUCCGUUGUUGCAGGUCUCUUCAGACAAUGUCGUCCUGCAGAUCGUCGCAGCCAAGGAUACUCAAAUAAUGCAGAUCCACUUAGUCACGGGCCAUCAUCUGACUACGAAAGGAAAAUGAAAGAGAGGGACGAAAAGGAGCUGGCGAAGCAACAAGCCAAGCUGGAGAAGCAAGAAGCGAAGAAACGGGCACGUAAAGCUGAGGAAGACGCAAGGAAGAAGAAGGUCCGAUCCCGUCGACCCCCCUUCGACUUUGAAGCUGAGAAGCCGCAAAUACUGACAACCAUCGCUAACGCAAGUCAAGCGUCCAGUAAUCUGGUGAAUGCCAUAAAGCUGGUGAAUAGCGAGAAAGAAAGCGUGGUCUCGAAUGAACGUGUGCAGGAGUGUCUCGGAAAGGCACGUGCUAUCCGUAAGCCAAUAGUGCGCUAUAUCCAACUCGUGGAGAACGAGGAAAUAAUCGGAGCGUUAAUCGAGACGAACGAGCACAUUAUCACCGCCCUGCAAAUGUAUGUCAACCUUUCAGCUACUGAUCAGACGACGGCGUCAGAUCCUACAGCGAAUAUACAAGCCGCAAUGGCGACGACACACCUCAGCCCAAAUAGUACAGGCGAGCUGUCGGUUCAGCAACGAGCAGCUGUAGAACAAUACAAACAGCAACUACACGAUUAUGAGGAGCAAGAAAGAAGCAGGAAUCAUAUCCACGAAGAUCUUCGAGAUCUAUCGUUUGGUUCUCUGGGUAAUGAAGAGGGGAAAUUGCCCCCACCCAUGAGACCAACCGCACAUCGUAACAUUUCACCGGAUUCGGAGUGGGAUCAGGGUAGGGGAAGUCUCUCUGAUUUCAGUGACUACGAGAGCGAGGGAGAGGAGCAACCUAGAAACGUCGCACACCAACCUGCAGCGUCUUCAAGCUUGCGACCCUCAGAAAGAAUUGUGGAUGACGAGGAUCCAUUCGCCGAUCCGUUUGCGGAUUGAUAUCGAAGUAUACCCGGAGGGAUGCCGUGGGAUCGGCAAUAUAUUUUAUGCACAUGUAGUCAAUCUUUCGUCAUCUCUUGUAAUAACAGGUUCUUGCUGGAAUUAUAUGAUGAUACUAGGAUGAAUUAUACUG
Messenger RNA from Suillus discolor, 1583 nucleotides. RefSeq lists its product as uncharacterized. The coding region runs from base 68 to 1450 and encodes 460 amino acids. Gene Ontology annotation, cellular component: actin cortical patch. Lineage: Eukaryota; Fungi; Basidiomycota; Agaricomycetes; Boletales; Suillaceae. The record is from RefSeq and is a predicted model, not a curated record. The transcript has 9 exons. Gene Ontology annotation, molecular function: ubiquitin binding; phosphatidylinositol binding. Gene Ontology annotation, biological process: actin cortical patch localization; actin filament organization; endocytosis.